Molecule: messenger RNA, 357 nt
Organism: Cynocephalus volans (Philippine flying lemur)
Lineage: Eukaryota; Metazoa; Chordata; Mammalia; Dermoptera; Cynocephalidae
Product: small nuclear ribonucleoprotein Sm D2-like
Exons: 1
Coding region: 1-357 (118 amino acids)
Biological process (GO): spliceosomal snRNP assembly; RNA splicing
Cellular component (GO): precatalytic spliceosome; U4/U6 x U5 tri-snRNP complex; pICln-Sm protein complex
Molecular function (GO): RNA binding
Source: RefSeq, a predicted model, not a curated record
AUGAGCCUCCACAACAAGCCCAAGAGUGAGAUGACCCCAGAGGAGCUGCAGAAGUGGGAGGAGGAAGAAUUUCACACAGGUCCACUCUCAGUGCUCACGCAGUCAGUCAAGAACAACACCCAAGUGCUCAUCAACUGCCGAAACAACAAGAAACCCCUGGGCCGCGUGAAGACCUUUGACAGGCACUGCAACAUGGUGCUGGAGAAUGGGAAGGAGAUGUGGACUGAAGUUCCCAAGAGCGGCAAGGGCAAGAAGAAGUCCAAGCCAGUCAGCAAGGACCACUACAUCUCCAAGAUGUUCCUGCGUGGGGACUCGGUCAUCAUGGUCCUGUGGAACCCGCUCAUUGCUGGCAAGUAG